AUGGCAACGACGUUCCUAUCUGGUGCUGCCUUUGGGGCGGCCAUGAUGGCUGCUUCAUUUCACAAUCCUGCCAUAGUCAUCGCCCAGAUGAAGUGGGAAAACUUCCACAUGGCACAGGCGUUUCUGGCCGCAACUGCAACCAGCGCAGCCACAUAUGCUAUUGCAGAGCGUCUCGACUACGUGAAACUUAAGCCCAGGAGUUCCUCACCGAUAGGUCUCUUCUCUAGAUACGACGGCAACCUCAUCGGCGGCACUCUCCUCGGUGCCGGUAUGGCCUUGUCAGGCUCGUGCCCAGGAACUCUGUAUCCUCAACUGGCAGCUGGUGUCCAUACCGGCUUCCAUGCCCUGAACGGAGCCAUACUCGGUGGCCUCUUGUGGACUGGGCUUCUUUCCAAGAUGGUCAAGCAAAACAAAGAAAAAGCAAACGUUACUCCGAUAACAGUGACUGCAAACGACCAACUUGGUCUAAGUAGAGGUGUCACUUUGUUUCUCUUCGAGGCUGUAUGUCUCUCAAUCCUCGCCGUAACGACAAUCUAUACUCCCAAGUUCCCUGGAGCCAAGGUCCUCGGCACAGCAGGCGGAUUCAUCAUUGGCCUCUCACAGGUCUUCUCAAUCAUCACCAGAAGGUCCAUGAUAGGCAUCUCUACCGCCUAUGAAGAGUUCGGAAACUACUUCUGGUGGGUGAUUAAAGGCGCAGAACCCAAUACGAAACCCAUGUCAUAUAACAGCAUUCUCUUCGCCAGCGGUGUGACGGCGGGGGCUUGGGGAUUGCUUCAGGCUGUGCCUUCACUGGCCAACGCUCCUGUGUUUGAGGCACCACCGUUGUAUGCAAUGGCCGGAGGUGCGCUUAUGGCCAUUGGAUCGCGAAUGGCCGGCGGCUGCACAUCUGGGCAUGGCAUCAGCGGCAUGUCACUGCUAUCGCUGUCUAGCAUGAUUACAAUUGCAUGCGCAUUUGUUGGCGGGACCGUUGUUGCGCCUUUGGCCUAUUAA
Messenger RNA from Trichoderma harzianum CBS 226.95, 990 nucleotides. RefSeq lists its product as hypothetical. The coding region runs from base 1 to 990 and encodes 329 amino acids. The record is from RefSeq and is a predicted model, not a curated record. The transcript is spliced from 2 exons. Lineage: Eukaryota; Fungi; Ascomycota; Sordariomycetes; Hypocreales; Hypocreaceae. Gene Ontology annotation, cellular component: plasma membrane.